GAAUUGUCCAUAGUUGGCACCAGAGGAAAGAACAAUGCCAUCGCUGAGCGCUUCUCGAAGUACCAACUGGCUGCAGAGGAAGCCAACCUGGAGAGGAAGAAAGCCACCUGAUCAAUUAACACUGGGUGGUCACGCACUUCACAGGCAUGAAGGACUACAAUGUAAUGCCAGAUCCCACCUGGGCAAUACAGACACACUUCCUGGAGGUCUGUUGGCUGGGCCCGGGAAUGUCACCUGAGGGGAUAUAAACAGACAGCAGGGAAUUGAGUUAUUUUCAUUAAGCUUUUUCAAUCCCAGGUAUGUGUCCGAGUCUGGAAUAAGUCGACUGUCAGCUGUUGUAUUGUAUUGUGAGCAAGGCUUUCAAGGCAUUUAGUGGGAUUUGUUGUUGUUGUUGCUACAAUUAUGUACAUAAUCACUGUUAGCAGGAGAACUUAACAUAAGAAAAUCUGUUCGUCUUCACAGUUUGUGUGUGUGUGUGUGCUGCUGGUCUCUAUCCUCAAAUGGUUCAUUUCUCCAAAAAAAUGACAAUUUCCUGCUCUCUCAUUUUUGGGAUUUUCCCCUUCUUUCAAUUGACCUUUUCUGUUUUUUUCACUCUCUCUUACUCAUCCUCCUUCUUUCCUUUCUAUGUUCCCCCCUCUCUCUUCCACUGUUACUCGAUUUCUCUCCCUCCUUCCCUCUCUGUGUUUCUCUCACACUCUCUCCUGGCAUAGAGGGGUGGGCAAGCUAGCUCCUUCAUGCAGAUCUUUUCUCAAAGCUCACAUCUGGGAGAGCUUUUAUCAUUUCCACCCAACAGACACAGAGCCAACUGGAUCUCCAGGUUACCGGGCUUUCCAAGGCUGCGGAGCCGUCGCCACAGACUUCCCGCAGUUGCAACCUGAGUGUGUUGAAGAAGCUUUGGGAGCAGCCUGUCCAGUCAGCCACACCUUGUGCCACGCUACCCCACACUCGCCGCUUACUCCCCUCAGAUCCUAACGCCAAGCACCAGACCCAGGCAACUCAGGCCCAGCCACCUCUCUCACCAGACCCCAACACCAGUCCCACAGCCGCAGAGGACCAGGCAGGACCAGGUAUGGAGAGGAGAGGGCAGCAGAGAGAGCGAGAGAGGCAGGAGGGAGGAGCAGCAGAAGUGCCUUGCAUCCCCAGUGAGAAGCCCGACAUACCCCUCAACAACCUCAAGAUGAUGUUCCAGAAAGGAGAGAACCUUCAGAACAAAGUGUCCAGAGAGCCUGUGAGGAUUGGAGGGACCGGAGGCAUCACUGACAACAUGGAUCAGCUACUUGGAGAUUCAGGGAGCAUAGAGUCCAUGCCCCUGAGGGACAGGAUGGCCAUGUACCAGGCUGCUGUGUCUAAAACAGAGGUGUUAUCCUCCUCAGUCAGCAGUGAUCAGCUGGACUCUGACCUCUGCAGCAAACAGAAGGAGAACAUACCCCCAGGCAGUGUGGACACGGGUCCGGACUCAGAGCCCAACAGUAGGAAAGCAUCUUCCACAGAGAGCAAUGCAGGCUCCAGUACCGGCACCUUCUCUGCAUCCCCCCCGACUCAGAAGGACCAAGCUCAGCCCAAGACCUCCAGGAGCUUCUGCUUGCCUGCAAGAGAGAGUUGUGUGUCAUGUCAGAAGACAGUCUACCCUUUAGAGCGUCUGGUAGCCAACCAAAAGGUCUACCACAACACCUGUUUCAGAUGCUCCCACUGCAACACCAAACUCAGCCUGGGGACCUACGCCUCUCUGCACAGCCACGUCUACUGCAAGCCUCACUUCUGCCAGCUGUUCAAGGCCAAGGGCAACUACGACGAGGGCUUCGGCUUGCGCCCUCACAAGGAGCUGUGGGAGACCAAAGGAGAGAGUGGGGCUGGGGAGGAACCCAGGACAGAGCUGACUACCAAGGCCACCUCCUUUUCCAAAGACAAGCUGAAGAAGUGCGCCUCUACUGGCACGCUGUUGGUCAGCCCAGCAGUAGAGGAGUCUCCACUGGCCAAGGUCAACGUGGUGACGGCCUCCCUGGAGACCCGCGCCCAGAGCUCAGCAGAGAAGGACAAGCCAGUGGAAACACGUCGGCUGAAGAUCUCCUGGCCCCCCCGCACUGAAGGAGACGGAGAGGGGGGUAACACUGGGGACAGUCCCACCUCAGACGGGAGCUCCGCUGGGAAACAAUCCCGUGCUAAGUGGCCCCCAGAGGAUGACUCAGCCUCCACCGACCAGAGCCCAGAGCCCACCAUACGCUCCACCCUCUGCAGGAGCGCCUCCCUCAAGGAGCGUAGCCGACCCUUCUCAUUGGCCAUGGCCUCCCAUGCUCCCGCUCCUGCUGCCAGUCAGACAGCCAAUCCUGAGCCACUGGAGAGAAGCUCAUUCGAGGACAGGGAGCCUGAACUGGCCUGUAGCCCUGAGGAACAAGGCAUGGAGGACCAGGAACAACCAAACAGCCUGUCACCCGACUACCACACGCCUUCUAACGACAGCUACGUGGACAUCCACACCAGCUCUGAGGACGAGGGGAUGGAGGGGAGAGUGGCACGUCUGAAAGACCACCACGAAUUACUAGAAGCAAACCAUGAACAGGGAGCAAAGAAUGACGGGGAGGAAGAGGAAAAGCUGGAGGGAGAAGAAGAGGGAGCAGGAAAAGAGGGGGAACGGUUACCUUCUCAAAACUGCCAGACUGCCUCGUCAGAGAUGGCCGCACCCCCCUCGUCUCUGGAGACUGAGCAGAGGUCCAAGACCAACCGCACGUCUCAGGAUGUGGGCUUCUGGAACGGCGAGGAGGCAGUGUCUGUAGAGGAGAUGAUUAAGAGGAACCGCUACUAUGAGGAAGAUGAGGACGAGGAGGACUGAAAGAGACUGGACUGGCGUUUAUCAUGCCAUGAAAACGAUCAGCCAUUAUCACCACACUGACUGUUAACUUCUUCCCCCUUUUCAUUUCCCUGUUACUAAGGAACAGUGUCUGGCUGCGUUUGGUGCCAUGUCAGGUGUUAUACUCUCUGAGCUCUAUUUGUGCCUCUGAACUAUCACCUCAAUUGGAGUGAUCAAGUCCUCAGAAUAUCUACAUUGUUAGUUUUCCAUAAUAUAGAUUUAUUGAAGCACAGAUCAGUCUUAUGAUUGUGUAUCAUUCAACGCUAAUUUUAAGAUAUUCCAUGAUCUGAAACAACCUAUUGUGGGUCAUUUAUUUCUGUCCGUUCUACCUUAGUCUGGAUGAUGGCACAGUAAAAAACAAACGAAUGCUGAUGAUACCAACUGAACCCAGUGAAUGAGACAUAUGAGUCUGUUUUUAGAGAGUCCGAUGAAUGUUUAUAAGGUGGAUUGUUUGAUCAGAACCGCAGGAGAGCUCAGCUGAAAGGACAGGAUCGGUUUUCACCAUAUUCUUUCUGCUUGUUAUCAUUGUUUGUAUGAAUUUUAAAAAGGAUGCACACAAAAUA
Molecule: messenger RNA, 3408 nt
Organism: Oncorhynchus gorbuscha (pink salmon)
Lineage: Eukaryota; Metazoa; Chordata; Actinopteri; Salmoniformes; Salmonidae
Product: LIM domain and actin-binding protein 1-like
Exons: 11
Coding region: 1070-2827 (585 amino acids)
Biological process (GO): actin filament bundle assembly
Cellular component (GO): actin cytoskeleton; plasma membrane
Molecular function (GO): actin filament binding
Source: RefSeq, a predicted model, not a curated record